This is a messenger RNA of Heteronotia binoei (common prickly gecko), 4385 nucleotides long. Its product is annotated as oocyte zinc finger protein XlCOF6-like. Gene Ontology annotation, molecular function: DNA-binding transcription factor activity, RNA polymerase II-specific; RNA polymerase II transcription regulatory region sequence-specific DNA binding. The record is from RefSeq and is a predicted model, not a curated record. Gene Ontology annotation, cellular component: nucleus. Gene Ontology annotation, biological process: regulation of transcription by RNA polymerase II. NCBI's taxonomy places the organism in Eukaryota, Metazoa, Chordata, Lepidosauria, Squamata, Gekkonidae. The transcript has 7 exons. Bases 129 to 2702 code for a protein of 857 amino acids.
GAAGACUAUCUAUUGAAGGGAGAAGCUUUCGUGUGCAUGCACACUGCGGCUGGACCCUGAGAAUAUUUACUCUCCAAUUAAGAAUAUAUUUCCAGAGUCACAGGCAACCCAAGUGAAAGGGGAAGGAGAUGGAAGAGAAGGACCCUGAAGGCCCUGGAACUGGCAAGGCAUCAAGGAAAGGUCCCCAUCCCAUCCAAGCAGGGAGUGGUGCUGAAUUCUGGGAAAGAGCUGUGCCAGAAAUCUUGGUUCAGGACACCGUGAUCACAGAUGUACGCAGCCAAUGCUUCCGGCAGUUCUGUUACCAUGCGGCAGAUGGGCCCCGAGAGGUUUGCACUCGGCUCCAUGUACUUUGUAAGGACUGGCUGGAGCCAGAGAGGCGCACCAAGAAGGAGAUGGUGGACCUGGUGAUCCUGGAGCAGUUCCUGGCCAUCCUGCCUCAGGAAUUGCAGGGCUGGGUGAGAAGAUGCGGGCCAGAGACCAGUUCCCAGGCAGUGGCCCUGGCCGAAGGUUUCCUCCUGAGUCAGGCAGAGGAGAAGAGGCAGGCACAGCAGAUUUGGGGAGAAUCCCUGAAGUUGGAAGGAACCUUCUCUGAGGCAGAAGGAGCUCCAUCAGAGGAAGGUCAAAGGGCGCACACCCAGGAGCAUACGCGAGAUGCCCCAUCAAGUGGCAGUGAAGAGAUUUUAUGGAGCCAUUUUCUUUGCAGAGAAACGGAAACACCUCCUCAAGCUCUGGUCCAGUCUCCAUUUUCCUUUGAGAAAGUGGCUGUGUAUUUCUCAGAGUCUGAGUGGGCCUUGCUGGAUGUGAGCCAAAAAGCUCUCUACAGGGAAGUCAUGCUGGAGAACUAUGGGAGUGUGGCUUUUCUGGCAGCAGAUGUAGAGGGGACAGCUGGGGAAUUCCAGGGGUUCUCUUUGGAAAUAGUCAAGAACGAAGAUGCCAAAGAAAACUUUAGAGAUGGACCCCAGAGGCAGGAGGAAAGCCAUUCAGCAGGAGAUGAUCAGAGGAAUGAGGAGGAUGAGGAACUGCAUCAUCUAAUGCCUGAUGAAGUCAAGAAGGAAGAUAUGAGAAGAAAUGUCAGGAUUCCAAACAGGUCUCAGAGGCAGGAAGUCACUCACAAGGUUAAGAAGAGGGAUAGAUCCAUUUCUUCCCAAGGCGGGGAUUUCCAAGAAGUAAUUACCAUGUUGGAGGAAACAUACAAGUGCUUGGAGUGUGGAAUGAACUUCUCAGAUCAAACCCAAUAUAAUGUCCAUUUCGGAAUACACAGUGGAAAGAAGACCAAUCAUAGUCUGGACUGUGAAAAGGCCAUGAUUCCCAGAGCAGAGUUCCUUAGACAUCUAAGAACACACAGAGGAGAGAAACCUUAUAGCUGCUCAGAUCAUUGCAAGAGCUUCUCAGAGAAAGAAGACCUUGUUCAACACCAAAGAAUUCAUUCAAGAAAGAAGCCCUUUAUCUGUUCAGAGAAUGGAAUGAUCUUGGAUGGAAGAAAGGCUAAUACACAUUUUUCAAAGCACCGUAUAGUGAAGACAUUUAAAUGCUUUAGGUGUGGGAAGUAUUUCAGAUACAAAUCACAGCUCCUUGUGCACCAAAGGAUCCACACAGGGGAGAAACCUUUAAAGUGCUCAGAGUGUGGAAAGAAAUUCAGUCAGAGUUUCCUUCUUAAGCAGCAUCAAAAAAUCCAUACAGCAGAGAAGCCUUCUGAAAGCUCACUGUAUGGGAAGAGAUUCAGUCUGAGUGGCCAUCUUCAAAAGCUUCAAAGAACCCACACAGGGAAGAAGCCUUUUGAAUGCUCAGAGUGUGGGAAGAGAUUCAGUUGGAGUUGCAGUCUUCAACUGCAUCAAAGAACCCACACAGGGGAGAAGCCUUUUGAAUGUUCAGAGUGUGGGAAGAGAUUCAAUUGGAGUGGCAAUCUUCAAAGUCAUCUACGAACCCACACAGGAGAGAAGCCUUUUGAUUGCUCAGCGUGUGGGAAGAGAUUCAGUGACAGUAGCACUCUUCAAAAACAUCUAAGAAUCCACAUAGGAGAGAAGCCUUUUGGAUGUUCAGAGUGUGGGAAGAGGUUCUGUCAGAGUAGCACUCUUCAAAGUCAUCUAAGAACCCACACAGGGGAGAAGCCUUUUGGAUGCUCAGAGUGUGGGAAGAGGUUCAGUCAGAGUAGCAUUCUUCAAAGACAUCUAAGAACCCACACAGGGGAGAAGCCUUUUGGAUGCUCAGACUGUGAGAAGAGGUUCAGUCAGAGUAGCACUCUUCAAAAACAUCUAAGAACCCACACAGGGGAGAAGCCUUUUGGAUGCUCAGACUGUGGGAAGAGAUUCAGUGUCAGUAGCAGUCUUCAAAAACAUCUGCGAACCCACACAGACGAGCAGCCUUUUGAAUGCACAGAGUGUGGGAAGAGAUUCAGUGUCAAUAGCAGUCUUCAAAAACAUCUAAGAAUCCAUACAGGGGAGAAGCCUUUUGAAUGCUCAGACUGUGGGAAGAGAUUCGGUGACAGUAGCAAUCUUCAAAAACAUCUAAGAACCCACACAGGGGAGAAGCCUUUUGGAUGCUCAGAAUGUGGGAAGCGAUUCAGUGACAGUAGCACUCUUCAAAAACAUCUACGAACCCACACAGAGGAGAAGCCCUUUGUAUGCUCAGAGUGUGGGAAGAGAUUCAAUCAGAAUGCCCAUCUUCAAGUGCAUAAAGGAAUCCACAGUGCAAAAGUGUUUUGAAUAGAAAGCAAUUCAGUCAGCAUGGUUUUCUUCAACAACAUAUUUGAACCCACAUAAGAGAAAGCUAUGUAACUUCUUAGCCCAGGGGUAUCAAACUCAUUUGUUAUGAGGAUCUGACAUAAAUGUCACUUUGUCAGGCCGGGUCAUGUGUGCCAUACCAUAUAACGCCAGGUACCAGAGAUAUAAACUUUAGAAAGGACAUAGGCAAACCCAAUUAACAAUAUUAUUUUAAAAUUAUUUUCACGCUAUUUUUAAAACCUGUUUAAAUAAUUAACAGCCUUAUGGUAUUUCUUUUAUUUAGCAGUCUUUGAUAACUGACAUCUCUUGCUCUGAAUUAUUGAAUCAAAAUUGAGUCAGUUUUUUGUGCUGUAGCAUUCUUGAACGUGAUUUGCUGUGUAUGUUGCAAAUGCACUUUUGAUUUAUGGACAUUGAUUCAAGAAUAGAACUGUUCACAGACUUAUAUUGGGCCGAACAAAGACAGAAUUUUAGAAGUAAAAGUCUUAGGUUGGAGGUAAGUUGGACCCCAAAACUGGUAAAUUUUGCUUGUGCCAACUUUAGAAAGUGUAUCCUUUCAUACAUCGUCACACUACUUCCCUGCCUUCCUGCAAAUUGUGGCAUCUUUUUAUUGGUAGGUGGGAAGCAGUGUGAAUGUCCCGUUUCGUUGACUGUAUUGACUCACUAUGUGUAAUCCACCCUCGGUGCAUCUCCCACCCUAGAGAAACUUUUAUUGUCCAUCUCCUUCCUCUCGCUCCUCAUCAAAAGUAGUUAUCGUCCCUUUCUGAAAAUACACUUCCUCACUAUACUCAAUCAGCAACUUUUUUCUCUUCAACCCUGGAAGCAUUUUUGUAUGCGAAGCAGGGUUUCUUCCCCAUUUAAAGAGGGUCACCUCAAAAUGUACACAUAGCAUACAAUCCCUCCAAAAAACUGGAGCUACUGCCCUCAACAGUAGCUCAGUCCACUACAAAAAUCAUGAACCCUCCACAGAGUCACCAGCCACCUGUCAAUGACCUUGCCUCUUAAAGAGAGCCAGUUUGGUGUAGUGGUUAAGUGUGCGGACUCUUAUCUGGGAGAACUGGGUUUGAUUCCCCACUCCUUCACUUGCACCUGCUGGAAUGGCCUUGGGUCAGCCAUAGCUGGCAGGAGUUGACCUUGAAAGGGCAGCUACUGUGAGAGCCCUCUCAGCCACACCCACCUCACAGGGUGUCUGUUGUGUGGGGGGAGAAGAUAUAGGAGAUUGUAAGCUCUUCUGAGUCUCUGAUUCAGAGAGAAGGGUGGGGUAUAAAUCUGCAGUCUUCUUUUUAAAUUGGCCCUUUUCUCCCACCACCUUUGUCUCACUCAAGCACACCAAUCCACUCUCCAAAUUCAAGUGUGGUCCCACUCCUUUCCUUGCAGUUUGUUCCCAUUUAGAGACCUAACCUUCCACGAAGACACAUUUACGCCCCAUGGUACUGAGGUUCAAUCAUGGGGACUAACAACUGGGAGACAAGCUUCAUCAGCCCCACUCUGCCAUGGAUGUUGCUGGGAAACUUUGGGCCAGUUACUCUUUCUGCCUAAUGUACCAUGCAAAGUUGUUGUGAGGACAGAAACUUAGAUGAGGAAAAUGAUACUUGUUAAUUUCUUUGGGUCCCCAUUUGGGGAGAAAAGCAAGGUACAUGUGCUACAAAAUAAAAUGAUGAAACAAAA